AUACAUAUCAACACGUAAGAAAUAAAUUGCAAAGAACCGGUGAGAGCAGCUCCGAGAUCUCGCGAUAUUUAAAAAACUAACGUUAUACAACUUUAUUGUGUUAUUCAGGAAACAAGCAUGUUGUAAAAACCUUUGAGCUCUGGGUGCUUUUUAACAUCGCUGCAGAAAUUAGAGCCGCUUGAAAAAAUCGCGUGUUAUGUAAUAUCGCUUUGGUAAAUGUCUGCUAGCUGAACAACGGAUCCGGAUCUGUUUUGGGGGAAGUUGUAUCAGACGGACAGUUUGGACCGAAACCUCUCCAACAGCAACCUCCAGUUUAAUUUGUUCCAACAAAAUGCCCGAGGGACCCGAGCUCCACCUGGCCAGCCUCUAUGUCAACGAAGUGUGCGAUGGAGUGGUGUUUACUGGGGCAGUCAGAAAAUCAGAAGUCAGCAAGUGUCCAGAUGUGCCCUUCACCUGCGAGGCCUAUCGCAUCACAGCCACUUCCAGAGGGAAGGAAGUGAAGCUCACACUGACGCCCAUCAAGAGCGCUGAUUCUAAGCGGACAGUGAAGAGCGGGCAGGCGGAUCAAGCCAUGGACGUGGUUUUCCGCUUUGGGAUGUCGGGAUAUUUCAGGUUCUCCGCAGAGGAUGAGCUUCCCAAACACGCCCAUCUGCGCUUUUAUACCAAGGAGAAGUCCUGCAGGGUCUUGAGUUUUGUGGACACGCGCAGGUUCGGCAGCUGGCAGCCCAGCGGGACCUGGCAGCGUGACAGAGGGCCUUGUGUCAUGUUUGAGUACAGCAGCUUCAGGGAGAACGUUGUGUCGCACCUGUCUGACCGCGUCUUUGAUCGACCCGUCUGUGAAGUUCUCCUCAAUCAGAAGUACUUCAAUGGCAUCGGGAACUAUCUGAGGGCUGAAAUCCUGUACAGGCUGAACAUACCGCCCUUCGUCUCUGCCAGGAGCGUCCUGGAAAGCCUUGAAGUCCAAGAUUCAUUAGAAAAGGAGAAGGCUGUAAAACACAGCAUCACAGGCAAAAAGAAGUCCGACAAAGUCAAAGAGGAGGAUGAAACCAGUGACCUGCUCAGAAUGUGUCAUAUGGUUCCCCUGGAGGUGGUGAAUCUAGGUGGAAAAGGCUACGAUCCGGCCAAAGCAGACUACUCCGGCUUCAUGUCAUGGCUGCAGUGUUACGCUGUGGAAGGGAUGAAUUGUCUUCAGGACCACAACGGCCGAACUAUGUGGUUCAAAGGAGAUCCGGGCCCCAUGGUUCCCAAAGGGUCAAGGUCCACCAGGGCAAAAAUACUGGUGAAAAAAGAACGCAAUGAUGAUAACGCAGACAAGAAAAAGGUUGCCAGGAGCCGCUCUGAAAGCACAUUAAAGAAAAGGCCGAUUAAACAGGAAGUGACUGAAAUAAAAGCAAAGGAUGCAAGUCUGAGCGAAGCCGGAUCCAAGAAAAGAAAAACUGGAAAGACUGCGGAAGAAACAAAACCACGUCGGAGCAGGAACAGUGGUGAAAAGGCAGCUGCAGGUUCACAGAGGCGGAGCGGCAGAAUUGCCAAACAGAACAGCAAAUGAAAGAGCAGCGGCAACAAAAGGCCCAGCGGACCACGGGCACCACCUUUUUAUAAGACGGCUGCAUACUUGUAAUAAAAUAUGUUUUAUACAAAA
Betta splendens (Siamese fighting fish) is the source of this 1642-nucleotide messenger RNA. RefSeq names its product nei-like DNA glycosylase 1 (gene neil1). The coding region runs from base 332 to 1549 and encodes 405 amino acids. The record is from RefSeq and is a predicted model, not a curated record. The transcript has 10 exons. Lineage: Eukaryota; Metazoa; Chordata; Actinopteri; Anabantiformes; Osphronemidae. Gene Ontology annotation, molecular function: DNA N-glycosylase activity; zinc ion binding; DNA-(apurinic or apyrimidinic site) endonuclease activity. Gene Ontology annotation, cellular component: nucleus. Gene Ontology annotation, biological process: base-excision repair.